AAAAUUAAAAUUAAAAAGAAAUAUGGAAAAGGGGAACACUGUCACGGUUAAUUCAAAGGGUGUCUUGAAGGAUAGAGUUUCUUUGUUCACCUCGUUACCGAGAGGAGUUGACUAACUCACAGUGUUCGAGCAAUAGGUAAGUUAAUGCAUUGACUAACAUGAUAUAGCGGCGUAUGAUGUCGAACAGCGGCCCGAGUAAGCAACUAGCAGAGUUCCUUCUGGACAGUGAUGACAACCCCUUUGUCAAGAUGCACAUUUGUGUCUCUCUUGUAUAUAUUCCAACUCGACCUCAGAGGAGAGUUUGCCUCGAUCUCGCUCAUCCUUCAUAUAGCCACUCCCUGUGUGUCGACCGCUCAGGUGUGGCCAUAAAUGAGGUUGGAGACUUUUUUUCUUUUUUGACCAUGGGAGGUACUUCCAUGCAUCGUCCAUAAUACCCGGCUGCCACAUAGUUCAACUAUGUGGAUGUUGCAUGUUUCUUUCUCUUUUUCUGACUUCUGAGAAUGCUCUCUGGGUACGUUUUCCCUGUCUCUCAGGGCAGGUGUAUCUCUCUCUCUCCGUGGGGCUUGUUGCCAACCCGUGUGCUUUCUCCAUAGAGGAUGGGAUGAAAAGGAGGAGUCUCUCCUUCCCUCGACUGGAAGCCCAGAGGUCAGAGACACUGUAAAUACAAGCAGUCGUCGUUUCUAUAGGCAAAACCCCGGUCGAAAGCAUGUUAGCAGCCUGUCAAAUGUAAACAGCCUGCUGGGGAAUGGUAGAUAUAUAUGGGCCGGAAGGACUAUACCACGAAUACCGUGACAGUGACAGGCCAGCUGAUUCUUUCCCUCUGUUCUCCAGUUGGCAGUAGCAGAGCAGAGUGGUGGUGCCUACUGUGGUUGAGUGAGUGAAUUCCGCAUGAAAUAUAAAAAAGGGGCAGGGCAGUUGUGUUGUCCUCGUUGCAGUUAGUGACUGGCGGUGGUUUCUGUGUGUUGUUGAUGUUGUUGUUGCUGCUACCGAGAGUGCAGCGUGCUUUCCCUGGCCAACACCCACCCAGCCCCAACCCAGCUAUAAACCUCUCGUCUCAUCUCUUCUUCUCCCUUUCUCUUCUCUCCCUCCCCCGGCCAUCACCAUCACCAUCCUCAUCAUCCUCACCAUCCUCAUCAUCCUCAUCCUCAUCAUCCUCAUCAUCCUCAUCAUCCAUCUCAAUCACUUCCUCUCGCUCUGUUUAGCAUCAUCAUCGAGACUAGCCCAGCUCCUGCAAAGCUGCUAGCUUCUCUCGCUUUACACCAUUGCCCCUUUUUCCCCCCUUAUUCAUCUCUAACCUCUUCAUUCGUCCAAGUUCAGUGCAGUUCUUUCGUUGAUCAUUGUUGCUCCUAGCAUCCGUUUCUUCCUUUCAUUCUAGCCUUGCCUGUUUCUUCUUCUCCUUGUGCUGCGUGGUCGUCGUCUUUGUCUAUUACUCUCUGUACCACUGCAUCCACGGCCUUUACUGGGUUCCUACUCCGUAUCCACAGGGCUUGUUCAGGUGUAGUAUUCUAUCUACUUAUUAAACCUUAUCCAUUAGGCCAUAUACCUGUUUUCUUACACUUUUGUGCUCACUAACAUGGAUAUCUUGGAGAAGCUCGGUAUUCUCGCCGCAAAACCUGGUCUCAACGGGUCGUCUGCUACGCCAUUUAUUCAGAAAUCCCAAUUUGCAAAUAUGCAAGCCCAAACUCAACAGCAGCAACUGCCUGGUGAAGCUAGCGCUGCCCAUGCACAGAACCAGCCAGCUUACAACAUGGAACAUCAGAACCGUUUCUAUCAGCAUGUUCCUCAGACUAGCGGGGUAAACGGGAGUAUGAGGGAUCCCAAUGUUCAAGCUAUUACCCACGCUGUUGGAGGCCUGAACUUGCAAAACCAGCGUCACAAUGGCAAGUUUGUAGCCUUCAAGGGAAAUCUCCAUGCUUCUCACGGUAGCAGCGGUGAUAUGGCUAGUAUUCAGCGUCCAUAUAAUGGGCAAUACUUGAUUGUGCCUAAUGGAAGUAUGUUUGGUGGUGUGCCCACGGCAAAUCAGUAUGGACAACUCCAUGUUCAGGCUACUGACCAAGGUAAUUCAGUACCAUAUUUACCUGCGGGAUUAUACCCGAACUUCGUAACUGCCCCCUCGGUGGUUCCAGGUUCUGUCCCAGGAUACACCUGGCCCUAUGCUAUGAACGGUGACGCACCUGAACUUUCCGGCCCUCGCCGUGAUUCUUGGUCUUCAAUCGAGGAAAAUCAUCCUUGUACUCCGGGGGUUGAUCAAGCUGGCCAUCAGGAGUGCUACCCUGCUGUUGCACCGACAGAUCGUUCCCCAAUGUUGUACAAUUAUGGCACUCCGUCUCCGUCAAUGGUACCUCCUCAACCAUAUCUCCCCUACCAGAUGAUGAAGGGUGCCGGCGGUUAUGUACUGCAGGACCUUGAUGCUUUGACGCAGCAGGAUCCUGCAAUUCCACGUGCAGUGCCUGCCAUGUGGACCAACCCCUCGGACCUCACCCUGGCUAAAUGCCUCGAGAACAGAGAGGGUAUCACCAAUGUCUAUAUUCGGGGCUUCCUACCCGAAACAACAGAUGAGAUGUUGCAUGCGUAUGCAUCUCGUUUCGGAAAAAUUGAUCGCUGCAAGGCAAUUGUUGAUCUUGAAACUGGCCUUUGCAAAGGAUUCGGUUUCGUUCAAUUUUUCAGCUUUGAUGCCUGCGAGAACUGCAUUCGAGGUUUCUUCCAUCUAGGCUAUCAGGCCAGUUUUGCCCAGAAAUCUCGUAAUUCUCGACUGAAGGAUCUUGAAGACAAGAGUUCUACUAACGUCUAUUGUACUAAUGUUCCUAUCGACUGGGUGGAAGCGGAUUUGCGUCGCCAUUUUCAACCAUAUCAAGUUGUUUCAGAGAAGAUCAGCCGUGAUGAGAAAACUGGCGUCAGCAAGGAAGUUGGGUUUGCCAGGUUUGAGUCUCGCGAAAUUGCAGAAAAAGUUUUAUCUCAGUUCCACAACAUCACAGCUCAAGAUGGGGUCAAACUUCUCCUCCGCUUUGCGGAUACGAAAGCGCAGAAACAACUCAAGUUGCAGAGCAAUGAACGUCGUGCUUACCGUGCCGGAGAAUACAACUAUUCAGUCGAAAUGGUCAAUGGAUCUACGCCGUCGCCCACGCUUCAGCGUUUGCAACAGACAGCCUCUCACUUUAGUCCAAACUCACAGGCAAGCUUCCCUUCUCCUUUGGGGCCUGGUCCUGUCUGGACACCUGCAACCUCAAUAUCCCCACCUGGCCCAAUGAUGAAUAAGUCUGUGAACAGUCUUCGUCUUAACUCCUGGGGACCACGCAGUAAUGGAAAUAUUGAGAACACUCCGACAUUCCGCGGCCGCCCAGCUUUCAAUUCUCAGGGUUCAUAUGGAGAUAGCCUCUCCACUGGAUCUUCCAAGACAGUUCUCCCCGUUUCAGGCGGUGUGACAAGAUCCGAGAAUUCCAGCCCCCGAAAGGAAAACUACCGUGCAGGAUCUACUUCUCCACUUGGUCGACGGAGGGAAAUUACUGUUGCGACCCCGAAAUCGUCCACUUAGAGAUUUAAGAGGCUGCCGGCUUCUGUUUUGAGUCUUACCGGCUCUGUAUGAACGAUUAAUUUGACCAACUUCGCCUACGGCUAUCUGGUAUGGAGCUAUAAUAGGUGUUGCAUCGUCAGUCACACGCAGUUACGAUUAAUGGAUAACGACUCACGGUAUCACGGAAAAACUGAUUGUAUUGAAAUAUCCUCACAACAAGAUAUACGAUAUCUCUUCUCUCCUUUUACCUGUUAUCUUCGGUGGUCAGAAAGUCAUUCUUUUAUCUAAUGCGUGCCCAGGGACAAUAGUAUCAAUCGCAGAUAUUUCAUUUCCGGCGCGUAACAGUUCAGCGUUGCAUACUAUUUGCUUUUGGCGAUUGCCAGUACGAUGUUUGACAGAAAUUUUUUUGAUGUUAUCGGCUUUAUGGUAUGGGGGCAUCUCUAGCACUACAUAGUGCCAUGUCUGCUUAUGAUGAGGGAUGAAGAUGGAUGAUUACACGAUGUUACGAACUUCGGUUUAAGAGGCGGAUGUGUACGCCAGUGAUGAGACAAGUGAUGGGGCAAUUGCCUUGACUUAUUUUAGCUUUUAGCAUGUGAUUUUACAAAUAGCAAUAAUGGAACUUCAAUUUGCUCAUAGUAUAGAGGUGAGAGGUAGUAAGUAGGUUAGAUCUUACCGUGUCAAUACGAUUUCAACUGCCCCCGUGCGAAUUAUCAGAAGGAGUAACUAAUAUAGCAAAACCCUCUUCUGCAUGUAGGUGCAGUAGACAACAGAAGCAAUUUAGCCAAUACUGCUGCAGCGGACCAGCAGCCAAAGGCAUAUGCCAGAUACCUAUAUUCAAAACAUAACAAUCCUUCUAUUUGCAUA
Molecule: messenger RNA, 4375 nt
Organism: Blastomyces gilchristii SLH14081
Lineage: Eukaryota; Fungi; Ascomycota; Eurotiomycetes; Onygenales; Ajellomycetaceae
Product: RNA binding protein MSSP-2
Exons: 7
Coding region: 1574-3532 (652 amino acids)
Cellular component (GO): cytosol; nucleus; ribonucleoprotein complex
Molecular function (GO): poly(U) RNA binding; poly(A) binding; mRNA 3'-UTR binding
Source: RefSeq, a predicted model, not a curated record